UGGCCGUCCGCCGCGACGCCCGCGGGCGCCCGACGGAGGGGACCACCCCGGCCUCUGAAUCUGGAGAAACCGAGACCCAAGAAGGGCAGUGCCUGCCCAAGCAUUGGAAAGACUGGUCCCUGCCGCGCCGGAUGCCAUGAUUUGCUAAAAGUGAGCCUGGCUUUUCAGCUACCUUGGGGCGCGGCGUAGGGGGUACAGAGCCAUGUCGGACCUGCUACUUCUGGGCCUGAUUGGGGUCCUGACUCUGCUGCUGCUGCUGACGCUGCUGGCCUUUGCCGGGUACUCAGGGCUGCUGGCUGGGGUGACAGUGAGUGCUGGCUCACCCCCCAUCCUCAAUGUCACUGUGGCCUACAAGUUCCACAUGGGACCCUACAGCGAGACUGGGAGACUUUUCACCGAGAGCUGUAGUGUUUCCCCCAAGCUCCGUUCCAUCGCCAUCUACUAUGACAACCCCCAAAUGGUACCCCCUGAGAAGUGCCGUUGUGCAGUGGGUAGCAUUCUGAGCGAAGGUGAGGAAUCACCCUCCCCUGAGCUUAUCCAACUCUAUCAGAAAUUUGGCUUCAAGGUGUUCUCCUUCCCGGCACCCAGCCAUGUGGUGACAGCCACUUUCCCCUACACCACCACCCUGUCCAUCUGGUUGGCUUCCCGCCGUGUCCAUCCUGCCCUGGAUGUCUACAUCAAGGAGCGAAAGCUGUGCGCCCACCCUCGGCUGGAGAUCUAUCAGCAAGACCAGAUCUAUUUUAUGUGUCCACUGGCACGACAGGGAGACUUCUAUGUGCCUGAAGUGAAGGAGACAGAACGGAAGAGUCGGGUCCCCGCAGAGGCCAAUGAUGCCCAGAUGGAUGGCACAGGAGCUGACACAAUGAGUGACACAAGCUCUGUAAGCCUGGAGGUGGGUCCUGGCAGCCGGGAAACUUCAGCUGCCACACUGUCCCCCGGGGUGAGCAGCCGUGGCUGGGACGAUGGUGAUACCCGCAGUGAACACAGCUACAGCGAGUCCGGCGCCAGUGGUUCAUCUUUUGAGGAGCUGGACCUGGAGGGCGAGGGCCCCCUGGGGGAGUUAAGGCUGAGUCCUGAGGCUGAGCCUCUGGGGGCUGCCAAGUGGCCCCGGGAGCCCAGUACUCCUGAGAAGGAUGAGGAGUAGCGCAUGGCCAGCACCCUCCAGUGGUUGCUAAGGAACUAAGCAGACUUUCCAGUCCUCUUCCUCCUCCGCAUCCAGGGCCCAGGCUGGGGCCAGAGGUCUCAGAGGCCCUGAAUUCACCACCCAAGGCCUCUAGUUAAGCCUUCUCCUCACUGCCCUCUCAGCUCCCAGGGCCAAAGUUGCCAGGGAAUGUUUCUACACUCAGCCCACAGGGCUGCUGCCCCGUUACAUCUUUUUCAGAUUCACAUUGGAGCUUCCAGGACCCUGAAUAAAGCAAAUGAUUUUCUUUCA
This is a messenger RNA of Condylura cristata (star-nosed mole), 1432 nucleotides long. RefSeq names its product testis expressed 264 (gene TEX264). NCBI's taxonomy places the organism in Eukaryota, Metazoa, Chordata, Mammalia, Eulipotyphla, Talpidae. The coding region runs from base 203 to 1144 and encodes 313 amino acids. Gene Ontology annotation, cellular component: endoplasmic reticulum membrane; autophagosome membrane; replication fork. Gene Ontology annotation, biological process: protein-DNA covalent cross-linking repair; reticulophagy. The record is from RefSeq and is a predicted model, not a curated record. The transcript is spliced from 6 exons.